GGGAGGGGAGAGGGGUAGAGGAGUGGACAGACACUGGUAUCGGAGGGGGAGGCGUUUGGCUCGGUGAAGACGGGGAGUGAACGAGCAGAGAGGGUGAGAAACCAGCGGAUCUGGCCCUUUAAAUCACCAAUACAGCGCAUUCGGAGAGUCAAGCCAAUGUGAGCUCAGCCAUCACCCAGCUCUGUCGUUUUGACUUGGCAACUGUUUUACGGCCGUCCCUGCACCGCUCACAGUCAACCUCUCCAUCCAGUCACAUUAGUGUUCAGAGGGAGUCCUGUCUGUGCACCAUCAGUCAGUUUUCUCCUGUGUUGGUGUAUUCUGAUGGAUCAAUAUGUCUACCACUAAUAAUAUCGCCCAGGCCAGGAAACUGGUGGAACAGCUGAGGAUUGAGGCAGGGAUUGAACGCAUUAAGGUGUCAAAAGCAGCAGCAGACCUAAUGAGUUACUGUGAGCAGCACGCUCGUAGCGACCCUCUGCUGGUUGGGGUUCCCACCUCCGAAAACCCUUUCAAGGACAAGAAACCCUGCAUCAUCCUAUAGCUGCGCUCCACUCUUCCUGCCCCUACACACACACACACACACACACAUAAACACACAUUCACAUACAUUCAUGCACAUACAGACAAACACUCACACAUAAACAUACACAUUCAAUACCUAAAUUGAUCCCCAGGCUUCCCCAGACCACACACACACACACACACACAUGCAAACACACAACCUCAAGCAUCCCUGUCCAAUCUUACAGGGCUAUGUCUAGUAUUCACAUGCACACACUCACACAGAAACACACACUCCCAAAAUAGCCACUCUGGAAAAGCGCCAUACCCCAGAGCCACAGCUAAGGGGCAGGUAUCAUGUGCUCACAGUGGCCGAAAUCAGUAUAUCACUGAGUAUGAUCCAAGGUGCUUUGGUAAUAUUCAUAUAUGCUGGUAAAUUAAAUACAAGUGUCAGCUUAACUUGAAAAGGGAUUUGGACAUUAAUAAUCAGUAGGGAACUGGGAUUUUAUUUCUUUUGUCAUGAAAUGAGGGGCUGUGUAAAGGAUGGACAGCUGUGCCAUAGGCAGGGAGUGGGAGGAUGCAUGCGGGCAACAGAAACAGGCGGUAGGCGCUUCUGCCGACCGUGCCAAACACGACCUGGUGUCCCAUUAAAAGCUCAAUAAAUGCUUUUUUUUUCUUUUGUGGGAGUUAUAAAGGUCUGAGAGCUUUGUCCUCAAACCUGCCUGUGCUAAAUCAUGGCGGGGCCUUUCGAAGCAAGUGGCUAAAGCCUUUGCCUUUAUCGGGCUAUAGCAUGUUUCCACCCAAACCUGUAUCAACAGACCUUCUCUGCCUGUGGCCUCACUAUGGCCGUCUGCAGCCUUUGGCCAAACCUCCAGCUGUGCCAACCUGUACAGAAAGUCGUCUCCGUAGAUGCUGAUCUGCUGUCACUGAUUCCACAGCAGCUUAUUAUGGCUGCUGUUGGCUAAAAUCGAUGUCUAACCUGACCUCAGAUCUGCACCUAUGAGGGGAACACAGCUCUAUACAGAACUCAAGCUAUUAACCCCGGACGUUUACUGCAUUUUUCUUAAGAAAUACUUGUUUGUGAACUCAAUGUAUGUUUUGAUAUUUUGUUGAAGCAUUACUUAACAGAUAAGGUAAUACUGUACUUUUUUUUUUUUUUGAUUGUUUUGCUUUUUCAUAGGUGUUGCUCCUGGCUGAUCAGGUUUCUUUUCCUGCUAGUAUUAAUGAAAUGACUGGAGAUCUGAUUGCUAGCCAGGGGUAAUACCUAACCAGAUACCUGCUAGAAUCUUAAACAAAGGUUUCUACUGUACAUCAAGCCUCCCUGUGCUUUACCCUGAGAGAGGGCGAGGUCGCAGACUGACCACACCCCUGAGACUCAGUCUGCAAGGACUGCAGUGCUGGAGGAGAAUGCCCCAAGUUUAAAAACUAAAAAUGAAGCUGUCCCAGAAAGUUAAAAUUGAGCUUUCCAGUUUCUACCCUCUCCACUCAUGAUGGAUUCUUUUCACUGGCAGGCAGAAAAGAAAGAUUGCAUGGGAUAGUGCAAAGAUGGAGGUGUUUGUUUCAUUCAACUCUGUAGUGGAGAAGAGGGUCUUGUUUUAAUGCAUAAUAAUUCUGGCUAUAAAUCAGGAAGUAUAUUUGUUGCCUGGCUUUACCAGUCUUUAAAGUUUCCAGUCUCUCCGGUGUAACAGCUCUCUUUAAUGUGAGCUCAAACUGGUCAUGGGAUCGGAUCUGUAAGAGCUGGCAGUCCCUUCUCGGUUUCCUCUUUCCUCCUGUCCUCCUCAACGCUCCUCCUCUCUGAAAAACCAAACUUGAUUGUAAAAAAUGAAGAUGAAGUGGGGAAAAAAAUGAAGUUAAGAGAAACAAACUAAGUGUAUAAACUUUCUUUCAGACAUGUGCAGAAGUGAUAAGUUGAAGAGUAGCUGUUUUGGGUUUAUUUUUGAGUUUUCUUCUUUCUAUGGAGUCCAUGGAACCUGGUGAGUUGAGUAUUACCCUGUACAGUGUUUGUAAGAUACAAAAUCUAAACACAGAAUCCCCCUCUGUGGAUGUUGGAUUUUUUUAGUACUACUUAUUCUGUUCUGUCAGUCAGGAUCAUGUCUGUCUUCAUUUUAUUUUUUGUUGUCAUUCAGGUUUUAGAGGCUUGCGAUAGCGGAGGUUGGUUUUAACCACAGAUACAAAUACAACCACCUGAUGAGGAUAAAAUAAUGUAAAAUAGAAAUGUCAGCCCUGUUAGGUUUAGGAUUAUAUCCUGUUAGAGGAUGAAUCAACAUCGGACCUCAUUCCAGUGGCAAAAACCAACCUCCUGAUCUAUCCUUAAACACCAGAGCAGCCCACAGAUUUUAAGUUUUUCUCAAGCGUUGGUUUUGGUGGGCGACAAACAAUGAGGACAACACACAUAUACACAACACACACCUACACUCUCUCUUGCAGUUGCUUUUUAGGCUCGAGGGAUGAUUGUCAGAGGUCAAAAGUUAAAGGAGCUGUGAGGGCAUGGCGUUGUGAGCUGGGUUUUGACGGUUAAUUGCUGAAAGAGGAGACCUUUGUGCCGUCAUAUUUACGAGUUAGCAUUUAGCCAAGGCUUUUGUCAGGAGUUCCAUACAGUGAUAGAGGAGGGUGGGGUCAUUUGAACAGGAUUUAUCACUGCUGAUUGACUGUCUUGGGGGUUAAGCCCACUGCUUUUCUGUUCUCUAAUCACUAGGUCAAUAUGACCCACCUGUCACACUGACAGGACUUUUUCUGGAGGUGGUGAGAGGUGAGCAGUUGUUUGUGUGUUAAUAGGUCCACACCUACUCAUUUGAGAGUGUGUGUGCUGAAGGCCACCGCAUAAAUAUCUACCGUAAAAAGUAACUUUGUGUUGCAUUGAGUCCUUAGACAUUAUCUUGAAAAAAGGCACCUGUUUGGCAGAUUUGUGAGCUUGUCUUUAGAGGAAUAGUUGAGAAAUAUGCUAGUUCACUUUUCUGUGAGAUUUAGUGGAGAUUAGAUUAAUAUCACUCUCUGUGAGGUAAGCUGUCACCAGCAGUAAGUUAACUUAGCUCAGCAUAAGGACUGGAAACAGCAUGCCUGGCUCUGUUGAAAGGUAAUAAAAUCCACCAACCAACAUCUCUAAAGCUCACUAAUUUGCACAUUAUAUUUAAUUUAUAUAAUUGCUAAAAAUACAGUUUGCAGUUUGCAGUUUGUUUUUCUUUAGAGGUCAUAGCAGGCAGAUUUUCUUACCUUUGAACACAGCUAGUUAAGGUGUGUCCCCUUGUUUACAAUCUUUAUGCUAAGCUAGGCUAACCAGCUGCUGGCUGUAGCUUCAUUUCUGACAUUCAUACAGUGCUAUCAAUUUUCUCAUCUAGUUCUCUGCAAGAAAACAUAUUUCAGCAUACAAACUUGAUGAUACAAAACAAGGUUAAAUCUCCAAUUAACAUCACUGUUUUUUUCACUCUAGGCGAUGGCUCCUGAUACAAAGCCCUGCUUCAUCUUUCAGUUGCCUUUGUUCCUGCCAGAGAGAGCAGGCCGUUCCCAAAGUACAGAGAGAGCAGGAGCUGGAGAAAGGCCAUAGUGAGUGCUGAGGGUAUGUGUGUUUGUGUGCAUGUGCGUGUGUGUGGGUGUGUGUUGGAUGGUAGCAUUUGGGAGAUGGAAGGAUGAUUUGGCAGAGCAGUAGGCAGAGAGGAGAAAAUAGAGGUGCAGGCGUGUGUGUGUGUGUACGCCUGUAUUUAUGCAUUUGCAAGAGAGACGCAUUGUGUAAGAACAUGCAGGACCUCUAGUGCGGUGCAGAGUGUCACAUAGUAAUGUUACAGUACUGCAGUCCUACAAUUACAGGUCAGGGUGAUUCUGACCAGAGGAGAGGUCAUGUGACACUGUGUGAGUCAGAACAGCAUGUAUGGCCUCCACUCAUUUUAGAGAAGCAUAAAAUAGGAUUCAGUCACAUGCUAAAACUGUUUAGUUGAAAUGUAGGAAGUGAUGUUGAUGUGAUGACCAAUAAUAACCUUAAUAAUAGUCCAAAGCUGACAUAUUCAUUUAUUUAAAGACUUUGUUUUUCAGUUUAGUUAUAUCUGUGCCUGUAUCAGCUAUGUUAUAUUAGCUGCAGUGCUUAUUUCACCACUCAUUUAAGCCUUAGUGACCUUAAGGAAUAGUUCAAUUUCUUGCCAAGAGUUAGAUUAGAAAAUAGAUACCAUUUUCAUGUCUGUUUGUAGAAUAUGAUGCUACAAUCUGCAGCCUGUUAGCCUAGCUUAACUUUAAGACUGGAAACGGGGAAACAGCUAGCCUGGCCCUGUUCAAAGGCAACAAAAUAAGCCUAUCAGCACCUCUAAAGUUCACUAAUUCACAUGCUAUAUUGUGUUGGGGUCUUGAAGUUGCGCAGACUCCAUGAUAUUACUGCACCUAGCCAAGAAAUAGUCCAGCUCAUAAAAUGAGAACUUUUCUUUUUUAUACUUUGGUUUUUGUAAAAAUUAAACAAAUGAUAUAUAAUGUGUUACUGAAUGAGCUUUAGAAGUGCUGGUAGUUUGGUUUUGUUAUCUUUAUACAGAGCUAGGCUUGCUAUCCCCCCAGUUUCCAGUCUUUAUGCUAAGUUAAGCUAACCAGCUGCUGGCUGUAGCUUUAUGUUUAGCAAACAUAUAUGGAAGUAUAUAUUCUUCAAAUCUAACUCUCAGCAGGAAUGCAAACAAGCAUAUUUCUCUUUCUUUGAAUUACAUAAAUUCUUUAUCUUAUCUGUAGAGAUAAUUAAAGAGAAAACAACAGAAGAAAUAAUAAUGACUGUACAAACAGAAACCUGAGUGCACAUCGCAGUGACAGGUAGGAAGUUACUUAUCUGGGAUAAGUUUACUUUCCCAGAACCUUAUCUGUUGUAAGACUGAGGAAAUAACUGAAUCACUUUUAGGAAAGGAAAUGCAGUUCCUUGUUAUUUUUUACAACUAAACUUAAAGAGGUUUACAGCUUCAGAAGACUCGCACAACAUAAAACAGGCACGCCUAUCAUAUCAGCACACACACAUGCAUACACUGAUGUUGUCCUGAUGGUGUCUGACAGAUGCUGUUUAUUAUUAUUUUUUUUAUCAUCAUUGUUUUCCAAUCAUUCCAUUGCUGGUUGGGCUUACAAUCAGAGACAGCCAGCCGUUGGUUUGGCUGACAGUUUGUCUGAUUGGUUGGUUGUUAGUUUGCCUUAUAGUGGCGUAUAUUGUGUUAAUGCUGGUGUUGGGGUUAUCAGAUCAACAGAAUGAACAGUCUUAAAGUAGAACACAUGGCUCAAGAUGGAAAUCCACUGGUGUUGUGACACAAAUUGCGAGCCCUGGUGAAAUUCAUGUCUGGUCAGGUGGGGAGAGUUGAGGCUCCUCACUGGUGGACUUUCAUAUCAAACAUCACUGAAUCGGCUCUGAGCCCUUCCCGAGACUCAUCUUUUGUGUUCUGAUCUCCUGUGUAUGCAUACAGUAUAUGUAUCUUUUUGCCUUGAUUGAUUAUGAAGAAAAUAUAUCUAUUUUUUGUAACUGUUCUCUGAUGUGCCAUAACUCAUGUUUUCUUGCACACUGUUAAUAUUUUGUGGAUAUUGCUGUUAAAAAAGACGAUAUUGAGAAGUAGAUAACAUUAAUAAAAAGAUGAUAUAAUAACACA
Lates calcarifer (barramundi perch) is the source of this 6083-nucleotide messenger RNA. It is a transcript of the gene gng7, whose product is annotated as guanine nucleotide binding protein (G protein), gamma 7. Gene Ontology annotation, molecular function: G-protein beta-subunit binding. Gene Ontology annotation, biological process: G protein-coupled receptor signaling pathway. The transcript is spliced from 4 exons. NCBI's taxonomy places the organism in Eukaryota, Metazoa, Chordata, Actinopteri, Centropomidae. Gene Ontology annotation, cellular component: heterotrimeric G-protein complex. The record is from RefSeq and is a predicted model, not a curated record. The coding region runs from base 332 to 538 and encodes 68 amino acids.